AUGGAAGCCGCUUGGAACCUUCACCAGGGAUGCCGGAUCUAUAAAUUCUCCUUGACUCAUGAUAGUACAAAUGGCUUAGUGGGGAUCAACCGUCAAGACUACAGUCUGCUCGCCCAUCUCUUUAUAGCCGGUCACCUCAUCGAAUGUUCCACAUAUGUGACGGGCGGCAACUUUUCCGGCUUCAAAUCUCUACCUGACCCUAGUAUUGAUUUUAGAUUUCCAGUCAAAGGAAAAGACGAGAUUGUAACGGAGGGAACUUACAAGGCACAGCUCCUGUACAAGAUUCAGGGUCCAAUAUACUACAAUCCUGAUGUCCCAAAAUCGGGUGGUCAUCAAGCAGAGGUUCAUUAUUUCCUUUGCGGCUUGGAUAUAGCGGGAAAAGCCAAGCUUCUCGAGAAUCAAAUACGGCAUCUUCUCGACGAAUCUAAAUACCAGACGCUGGUGUUCCGAACGACUGGAUCAUGUCCCUCCAACCCUUCGAGUCAAGACGCAGCUACAGUUGAUGUAUGUAUCUUCGCUCAAUCCCGCGACGAGGAGGCGCUCAGCGUAUCAAAUUUUCUUCGUCCAUGUAUAGAUACGAUUAUGCAAAGCUACCCCGGAGCAACCUUUGCAAAACCGUACUACGAGUAUUUCGUCUCCAUUUUCCCUCAGGAACGGAUUCGGCACAUUAGCCACAUCCCAUUCAGAGACACAAGCCUUUCUUAUGAGACAGCGGCUCCGUUUGACUUAGGUGUCCUUGCCCAUACCAUUCGCUGUCCCCUGGGAUAUGUGGUACAUGCUAGAUCUGGCGAUAAGGGAUCGGACACUAACGGGGGAUUCUUUGUUCGUCAUGCCGACAAAUGGAAUUGGCUGCGAAACUUGCUAAGCACGGAUGAAAUCAGAGAACUAUUAGGACAAGAUGACACCGACAAAAAAAUCUUCCGUUUCGAGUUGCCCAACAUUUGGGUUGUUUAUUUCUUGCUGAAGGACCAUCUAGACCGUGGUAUGUCAUCGAGUUCGUAUUACGAUGUUUUGGGCAAAAAUGUUGCCGAGUUCCUCAGAUGCAGAUACGUCGAUAUUCCCGAUAAAUUCCUCGCUCGUGGAAGGAUUUGA
This is a messenger RNA of Aspergillus oryzae RIB40, 1092 nucleotides long. RefSeq lists its product as uncharacterized. The transcript is spliced from 9 exons. The record is from RefSeq and is a predicted model, not a curated record. The coding region runs from base 1 to 1092 and encodes 363 amino acids. NCBI's taxonomy places the organism in Eukaryota, Fungi, Ascomycota, Eurotiomycetes, Eurotiales, Aspergillaceae.